AUGAGCGGACAAGUAUACGACGUCCUCAUUGCAGGAGCAGGCCCAGUCGGCCUGUUGCUCGCCUGUGAGCUACGCUUGGCAGCAAGCGACAUCUCGGUGCUCGUGCUCGAACGCGACGCUGACCCAUCCAACACCGACACGCCGUGGAAAAAGGCACCGCUAGGCAUGCGCGGCAUCAAUACACUGUCGGCCGAGUCGCUCGACCGGCGCGGACUUCUCGACCAGGUCAUUGGCGAGCAGAUGCUCAGCAAACGCUCAUUCAACUUUGCCGAAUCGGGCUUUUCUGGCCACUUUGCCGGCAUCAUGUUUGACGCCAGUCUGGUCGACCGGUCCAACCCUUGCUGGAAGUACAAGUUGCCCGGUCCCGGGUUUUCGCCUUCGCCUUCGUCGCUAGAAAGAAUCGUCAAUGCCACGUAUCAGCGCGCCAAAGACCUCGGCGUGGAGGUCCUGGGCGGCAUCGACGUGACGGGAGCAACGCAAGACGGCGAGGGCGUCGUCGUGCACACUGCAGACGAAAAGACCUUUCGGGGCAAGUGGCUCGUCGGCUGCGACGGCGGACGCAGCAAGAUUCGCAAGGGCGCCGGCUUUGAAUUUGUCGGCACCGACGCCGAGCUCAUGGGAUGGACGGUGCUCUGCGACAUUGACGACCCCAACAACAGCCUGCAGCGGGGCUUUACCCGCACGCCGACGGGCCUCUACCUCAAGAUGCUGCCGGGCCACAUUGGCACCAUGGAACCCGUGGCGGCGGGCGGUACGUUUGACCGCACCAAGGAGCUCACGGCGGAAGAGUUUCAAGUCAUACUGCGCCGCGUGAGCGGGUGCGACGAUGUCAGCGUCAAGAGCCUGCAGCUCGCAUCAUCGUACACGGAUCGGGCCAUGCAGGCGUCGACGUACCGCAAAGAUCGCAUCUUUCUCGCCGGCGACAGCGCCCACAUCCAUGCGCCCCUCGGCGGACAAGGCAUGAAUGCCGGCAUCGGCGAUGCCAUGAAUCUGGGCUGGAAGCUCGCCGCCGUGGUCCAAGGCAGGUCGUCUCCGGACUUGUUGGACACGUACGAGCGUGAAAGACACCCCAUCGGAGCCUGGAUCACCGAGUGGACGCGUGCUCAGGUGGCAACGAUGAAGCCGGACCUGAGCAGUCGUGCCGUGGCCAAUUUGGUCAAGGAAGUGAUUGCUACGCGAGAUGGAGCCACGCUCAUGACGGCCAGAUUCAUGGGCGUAUUGCAGCGUUAUGACUUGAGCCUCGAGGAUGGCGAACUUUUACACCAAAUUGUAGGAUUCAGCGUUCCAGACUUCAAUUUUCUCAAAGGCACGGGCCGGCUUGGUGAGAAGUUGCGAUCAGGUCGCGGUAUAUUGAUUGAAUUUGGAGACCAAGAGCAGACGGAGCUCAAGAGCCUCUGCGACGGAUGGUCCGACCGGCUUGAUUAUGUGUGCGAGCGCGCCAAGGAUGAGCUUGGGUUCCGCGCUCUUUUGGUCCGCCCCGACGGCAUUGUCGCUUGGGCGACUGAAGGAGAACCUGAUCUGGCCGCCGUAAAAGCAUCGCUGUCACGGUGGUUUGGACCCAAGUCUGAAUGA
Messenger RNA from Pestalotiopsis fici W106-1, 1572 nucleotides. RefSeq lists its product as uncharacterized. NCBI's taxonomy places the organism in Eukaryota, Fungi, Ascomycota, Sordariomycetes, Amphisphaeriales, Sporocadaceae. The record is from RefSeq and is a predicted model, not a curated record. Bases 1 to 1572 code for a protein of 523 amino acids. Gene Ontology annotation, molecular function: FAD binding. The transcript has a single exon.